This is a messenger RNA of Zootoca vivipara (common lizard), 4478 nucleotides long. RefSeq names its product adhesion G protein-coupled receptor A3 (gene ADGRA3). Lineage: Eukaryota; Metazoa; Chordata; Lepidosauria; Squamata; Lacertidae. The record is from RefSeq and is a predicted model, not a curated record. Gene Ontology annotation, molecular function: protein binding; G protein-coupled receptor activity. Gene Ontology annotation, biological process: cell surface receptor signaling pathway; G protein-coupled receptor signaling pathway. Gene Ontology annotation, cellular component: plasma membrane; external side of plasma membrane.
GUGAGUGUGUGUGUGCCGAUUCGGUUCGGCCGCGGCGCGUCGUCUGAGCGGCUGUUGGCGCCGACUCCUUGGUUCAAUCCCUUCAUGGCGGCCCCGGCCGGGUUGCCGCGCCGCUAGGCCUCGCUCGCUCCCUCGCCGGGGCGGCGGGGGAGCGGCGGCCGCGGGUCCGUCCCCCCCCCCCGCUCGAGGGAGGCGGCCAUGGCGAGCCGGGGAGCUCCGCUGGUGCUGCUGGCGGCGGCGCUGGCGCUGGUGCGAGGCGGAGGCUCCUCAGGGCUGCCCGAAGGCUGCAAACAGGACGGCGGAGGAGGAGGAGGCGGAGGCCGCCUCAGGAGCAAGGCUUCUCCGCCGGCCGAAGCGGGAGUUGGAGUCGGAGGGAAGGUGGUCUGCAGCAGCCUGGCUCUGGCCCGUGUCCCGGACCCCGGCGGUCUCCCCAACAGGACGGUCACCCUAAUUCUGAGCAACAAUAAGAUAUCAGAAUUGAAGAAUGGUUCCUUUGCUGGAUUAAGCCUUCUUGAAAGAUUGGACCUUAAGAACAAUCUCAUUAGCACUAUAGAUCCAGGAGCUUUUGUUGGACUUUCAUCUCUAAAAAGACUAGACUUAACAAACAACCAAAUAGGAUGCCUGAAUGCAGAUAUAUUUAAAGAACUCGCAAAUCUUGUUCGGUUAAAUCUUUCAGGAAACCUAUUUGCAUCACUUGCACAAGGAACCUUUGAUCAUCUUACAUCACUGAAAUCUCUUGAAUUUCAGACUGAUUAUCUGCUUUGCGACUGUAAUAUGUUGUGGAUGCAGCAGUGGUUGCAAGAAAGAAAUAUAACUGUUCGUGAGACCAGAUGUGCUUACCCCAAGUCACUGCAGGCUCAACCAGUUUUGAGUGUUAAGCAAGGUCUUCUAACUUGUGACCCCCCUCUGGAAUUACCAUCUUUCUACAUGACUCCCUCUCAUCGUCAGGUUGUAUUUGAAGGAGACAGCCUGCCUUUCCAAUGUAUGGCUUCGUAUAUUGAUCAGGACAUGCAGGUUCUGUGGUACCAGGAUGGGAAGAUAGUUGAAACUGAUGAAUCCCAAGGCAUUUUUGUUGAAAAAAACAUGAUCCAUAACUGCUCACUCAUUGCAAGUGCUCUGACCAUCUCAAACAUUCAAGCUGGAUCUACUGGAAACUGGGGGUGUCAUGUGCAUACCAGACGUGGGAAUAAUUCAAGGACUGUUGACAUAGUGGUAUUGAACAGCUCUGCUCAGUACUGCCCGCCGGAAAGAGUUGUCAACAACAAAGGCGACUUCAGGUGGCCUCGUACGUUGGCAGGUAUUACUUCAUACCUGGUGUGCACUCGUUACUCAGGUGGCAGUGGAAUAUAUACAGGAAACACUCAGGCUGAGAAGAGAGCUUGGCGCAGAUGUGAUAGGGGAGGAUUUUGGGCCGAAGAGGAUUACUCUCGCUGCCAAUAUACAAAUGAUGCCACUCAAAUCCUGUAUAUGUUUAAUCAGAUGCCGCUGAACCUUACCAAUGCUGUAGCAACAGCUCGACAACUGUUAGCUUACACUGUUGAAGCUGCAAACUUUUCUGACAAAAUGGAUGUUAUUUUUGUGGCUGAAAUGAUAGAAAAAUUUGGAAGAUUUGCUGAGAAGUACAAAGAGCUUGGUGACGUGAUGGUUGAUAUUGCAAGUAACAUAAUGCUAGCUGAUGAACGCAUUCUGUGGAUGGCACAGAGGGAAGCUAAAGCUUGUACCCGAAUUGUGCAGUGCUUGCAGAAGAUUGCUACAUACCGGCUAGCUAAUGGAGCUCAGGUUUACUCAACGUAUUCUCCAAAUAUUGCCGUGGAAGCUUAUGUAAUAAAAGGAACUAGCUUCACUGGAAUGACCUGCACUGUGUUCCAGAAAGUGGCGGCAGCAGACCGCACAGGACUUCCUGAAUACGGACGAAGAGAUCUGGAUGGAAGCCUUGAUAAGCAACUGGGCUUUAAGUGCAAUGUCUCAAAUACAUUGUCAAGCCUGGCACUUAAGAACACAAUUGUGGAGGCCUCAAUACAACUUCCACCUGCCCUUUUUUCACACAAGCACAAAAGAGAGAUCAGGCCAGCAGAUGACGCUGUCUACAAGCUUCAACUUAUUGCAUUUCGCAAUGGGAAACUUUUCCCAACGACAGGAAAUUCAACAACUUUAGCUGUCGAUAGAAAACGCCUUACUGUGGUCACACCGGUUAUCCUCACCAAGUUAGAUGGCUUGACCUUGCCCCAUCAACACACUCCUAUCAAUGUGACAUUGCGGCGCAUUGCGCAUGGAGCAGAUGCUGUUGCGGUGCAGUGGGACUUUGAUUUGCUGAAUGGGCAAGGAGGAUGGAAAUCUGAUGGAUGUCACAUUCUUUCUUCAGAUGAAAAUGUCACUACUAUACAGUGCUACUCACUCAGUAACUAUGCAGUACUGAUGGAUUUGUCAGGGUAUGCCCAGGCUGUUGACCUCUUACAUCCAGUUAUCUAUGCCUCAGCUGUGAUUCUCUUGAUGUGCCUCCUGAUGAUCAAAGUUAGCUACAUAUACCAUCACAGUGUCAUCAGGAUCAGCCUUAAAAGUUGGCACAUGUUAGUUAACCUCAGCUUUCAUAUUUUCCUGACUUGUGUGAUGUUUGUUGGAGGCAUUACCCAGAGCAAGAAUGCUAGCAUCUGCCAAGCAGUUGGGAUAAUUCUGCACUAUUCUACACUUGCUACGUUACUGUGGACAGGAGUCACUUCUAGAAACAUCUAUAAGCAAGUCACUAGGAAGGCAAAGAGGUGUCAGGAUCCUGAUGAACCGCCCCCACCUCCUAGGCCAAUGCUUAGGUUCUACCUAAUCGGUGGUGGCAUCCCUGUGAUAGUCUGUGGGAUAACAGCUGCUGCAAAUAUAAGGAAUUAUGGAAGCAGGCCUCAUGCAGCAUAUUGUUGGAUGGCAUGGGAACCAAGCUUGGGAGCAUUUUAUGGACCUUCCAGCUUCAUUAUUUUUGUCAACUGCAUGUAUUUCCUCAGCAUAUUUAUACAACUGAAGAGGCACCCUGAGCGUAAAUUUGAACUUAAAGAGCCAGCUGAGGAGCAGCAGCGUUUAGCUACCAAUGAACAUAGCGACCUCAACCACCAGGAUUCAAUGUCUGUGUCGCUGGUUUCCACUUCAGCUUUGGAGAAUGAGCACAGUUUCCAUGCUCAGCUUCUGGGCGUGAGCCUCACUUUAUUUCUGUACGUGGCCCUGUGGAUUGUCGGGGCCUUUGCUGUUUCUUUAUACUACCCCUUGGAUUUGGUAUUUAGCUGCUUUUUUGGAGUUGUGUGUUUAAGUCUUAGUGGUUUUCUAAUAACACAUCAUUGCAUCAAUCGGGAAGAUGUCCGGCAUGCUUGGAUCACAACCUGCUGCCCUGGAAGGAGCACAUACUCGGUACAAGUUAACAUUCAGCCCUCUUCCAGCGCGAGCGGGGCAAACGGGGAACCUGCCAAGUGCACCAAUAGCAGUGCGGAGUCGUCAUGCACUAAUAAAAGUGCGCCAAGCUUAAAAAAUUCUUCUCCGGGCUGUAAGCUGACCAAUAUACAGGCUGCAGCAGCUCAGUGUCCCGCAGGACCCUUGGCACUGAACACAGGCCCUCCUCUCGAUAACAGCCUUACUGAGCACUCAGUAGACAAUGAGAUCAAAAUGCAUGUGGCCCCUUUAGAGGUACCUUUACGGACAAAUGGGCACCCAGGUCGCCAUCACAAAAACAGGAGUAAAGGGCACCGUGCCAGCAGGCUAACAGUCUUGCGGGAGUAUGCUUACGAUGUCCCCACCAGCGUGGAAGGAAGCAUCCAAAAUGGCAUGCCCAGACCUCGUCAAAGUAUCAGCGAAGGGCAUUCAAGGAGCCGAAGAGCUUAUUUGGCCUACAGGGAGCGACAGUAUAACCAGUCUCAGCAAGACAGCAGCGGUGACGCAUGCAGCACUCUUCAGAAAGGACACAGGAAUACCGAAAAGACAGUGCCAACAAACUUCAAAAAGGAUGUACUUAGGAAGCCCAUAGUGGCCGAGCUGGAAGGGCAGCAGAAGUCCUAUGGCUUAAAUUUGGCUGUCCAGAAUGGGCCACUAAAAAGCAGUGCCCAGGACGCGACAUUACUGACUGCUGACAGCACUGGCAAUAUCAGGACUGGGUUAUGGAAACAUGAAACUACUGUGUAGUGACACUGGACAUUAUCCUUGAAAGGAUUUAAAUGGAACUUUUCUUCCAUGGUAUGAAUAAUUUUCCACAGUUUACAGACAUGGGUACGUUGAGCGGGGAGUAGGAGAGAGCUGCCAUUUUGAAAUAUUUUUUACUUUUUAAAAGUAUAUCUGCGACAUUUUUGCAGAAGAUCUGUUACUCUGUGAAUCUUUCAUUAUAAGAUUCUGUUUUGAGAUGCAGAAUUGGACAGUAUUUUUUUUACAUGUUAACAUUCUCUCUCUUAGGUAUGUCCAUCACAUUUCACUUUUAUAUUUAAAUGUGUAAAAUAAAUAACUUUCUCUAAAAGCCA